CCUUUUACUUCCGCUCACUGAAGAGUUUACACGUUUUUCUUCAUCGGCUUUUGCCACGAUAUUUUAAAAAAAUUUAAUUUAAUUAUGGGUUUUGGAGAUCUUAAAUCUCAGCCAGGACUUCAAGUUCUUAAUGAUUUCCUUGGAGAUCGGAGCUAUAUUGAAGGGUACUAAAGUUGUUGUUUUCCUUAUUUCGAUAAUUUAAUUUUAAUGCCUCUACUCUACAGGUCAGUGACAGUGCCUGGUCAGUUGACUCAGCUGCGGCUGUCUGAAUAACUGAAUUAAUAUAAUAUAAAAUAAUUAAUAAAUAAAUAAUUAAUUAAAUGGUAUUAUUCCCAAGUUCAGCCAGUAUGAUGAUAAUGCACAGGGCAGACUGCUUUUCCAACCACCUUAUUACUUAUGCUUAACCUCUGCCUCUGUCCCACACAGCCUAUUGCCUACUAUUCUAUCAUGGGCGCCCGCAGAGGGGGGCACUUGCCCCCCCUGGAUUGAUUGGAUAAAAAAAUUUUAGACAAAAAUAGACAAAAAAUGUAUUAAAGGAAAGAGAAAAUAAAGAGAAAGUAACUAAGCUGAUGUCCUGUCCGUUCGUUCACCAUACAAAUACGCUACAGACUACAGUAAAUUAAAGGCAGUGUCUACACGUCCGGCGCGGCCGGAUGUAUAUCUCCCGCACUAUUUGUCAGGCGACCAAGUCACAUGAUCGCCGUAACAAAAUGGCGAGAGAUAUCUUGUCGGUCAGCUUUGUCACGUGACUGCGAAUGAUUCAAAACUAUUGUUAAUUUUAAAAUCUAUUUCUCUACCAAGUAAUGUACUGAGUAUCUUGAAUGCAAAUAAUAGAAAAAAACUUAAGUGAAAGUGGCUUGUAAACAUUUUUGUUUAGUCUGUUUGUGCACCACUAAUCCAUAAAAUAAAUUAGGGGCCAGUGUGGAGAAGGCAACCAAUAAAAGUAAAAGAUUUCAUUUUAAAUUGUUACAAAAUAUUUAAAAACUUCUCAUGUUGCUGAUGAACAUGAUAAUAUAAAUAUAGUAUAAAAUAUUUUACAUUAAAAUGGGAGUAAAAAAACGAUCCUAUCCCCGGGUUUGAUCCUCAAAUAAUAAUAUCGUCAAGCUACCACUAGACCACACAAGAUCUACCAAACUGUACUUCGUUCGGAAUUAUAAAAAUACUAGUCAUCCGGCGGUCACGUGACAUACCCCCGGACGUAUAACUUGCGCACUAUUUGUCCGGCGUGCCGGACGUGUAGACACUUCGUAAAUUAAAACUACAUUAAAACAUUACUAAAAAAAAUUUGCCCCCCCCCCCUGGAAAGUUAAUCGAUUCCCUAAAGUUUUCUGCGGGCGCCCAUGUAUACUAUAUUAUACUAUAUAUUAUACUUAUACUAUUUUAAAGACUAUUAUUAAUAAUUUAGUACUAAUUAUUAUUAUCGUAUUCUAAUCUGCAAAUUGCCUCCCUGAGUCAGGACAGGGAAAAAAAUGCGGUAAUCUACCGCUUGAGCAUCAGCCAUGAAAAAAUCCAUUGCCAGUUUGAAGUGCUAUUUAAACAAUUUUUUUUUUUUUUCACAGCCGAUGCUCAAGUGGUAGAUUACCAAAAAUUCUUUUUACUUACCAAGUGGCCAAAUACUUCCAAUAAAAUAUUAAGAAAUGCUUUGCGCAUUACAAGUACCUUGCCAUGAAAGUGUGGAACUUAACCAAUAUCUCCCUCCUAUCCUAAGAAAUGAAAAAAAAAAAGUUAAAGUUACAGGACUGCACGUCUCGGUCGACUCUAGCCCUGCGCACAACAAAAAUACAAGCACUACUUUGUUUAAUCAUGUUGAUGAAUGGAUUAUGGAGGAAGAUGUUUUUAAUCUACCAAACCAUGAAUAUGCAGUGUUUUGUCUUGUAUAGUCAAUUUCUUACGUGAUAGUAAAUUCUACAUCCACCAAUUACUUAAUUCUACAUCUGCCUAAGCCAAUUAACUCUCAAAAGACGAGAGAUUGAAAAAUCGUUCAUAUAUGGCGGAUGAAAAAAACGACCCCUAAUAUAUAUAUAAAAAUAAUAUUAAAAGGCGAAAAUAAAGAUUUACUAUUUUGGAGUGUUAAAUUUCUGUUUGGCAAUAAAGAAAAAUCGUUUUUAUUCUACUAGUUCUUGAAGAAAUCUGGUAGCAACUUGUCCAUUCAUAAAUUUUCCUUUUCGCCAUUUACUCAUAUUUUGCCACAAUUCCAUCUCACUGUUACUACACACUAAAACAUUGCUGUGGAGUCUGAUUCUGAUUAUAAGCUUGAAAUGGACAAUUAUUCUUACUUAGAGGAAUAUUUUUGAUGAAGAUAGCACUUCAGAUGUGUCUGAUACAGAGAAUUCUGUAAAUUAUCAUCAUAAUAAUAGUAACAAGGUUUGUUUACUUUUUUCAUUCCUAGUCAACUCACGCAUACUGUGAUACUUUCUUAGGCUAUUAUUAUGUAACAAUCAGCUGUGUUCUCUUUUCAAUGAAAAGUUGAAGUAAAAGUAAUUUAGACAGAUUGUUGAAUAUUUAGAAAUCUUUUUAUUUAUAUUGUAAAUUUUUAUUUUAGCUAAACUAAUAUUUUUGUAUUUAUUUUUUAUAUUUUGACAGCAUCUAUGAAGGGCAGAUGUCAAACAUAGUCAAUACAAUGGGUUAUGAUGACAAAAGACUGUGGGACUCUUUGCUGCAUUUAGACCAGAGGUAUAAAGCAUUAUUGCUUCCUGAUGUUGAAACAAGAGAGGAUAUAAGGAGAUUUCAAAAGCAAAUAGACAUUUCCAAUCUCUACUUUACUACAGAUUUGGUUGGUUAUUAGUAAGCAGUGUGCACAGGACAAUGGGUUGCAGAAAUUUUGUGUUUCCAAAAAUUGGUACCAUUAUAACAUCAUUGAAGGGGAGUUUUAGCUACUAAGUGGAUUUAUUAUGAAUGCAGGACUUAGCAAGCUCUUAAUUUUACAAGAAAUGUCCAGGAAAUCCUUAUAUGAUGGACAAAUAGCAAGGCCAUUAGUACUAAGGACAUAUUCAAGGCUAUAUUGAGUUUCCUAAAAGUUUCUGUUACUGAAAAUAAAGCAAAAUGCUGUGCAAAAUUGGGAGACCCUUAUGUAUCUCCAUGCAAAAUACAAUGAACUGUAUCAGCAUCAAGAAAGUGUAGCAAUUAAUGAAAAAUUUAGGGAAUAAAUGACAUCUUUGAUGAUGAACACGUUACUGUAAAGCCCGAAAUCUUUACAUCGUGCGCCUUAACAUGACAAUAACAAAAGAUGUAAUUUCGUGUUACCUAAACAGGGUAAAAUGGUUAGAGCAUAUGUCACAGGCUUUCUUUUUGAUACAUUUGUAUGUUUUAAUAUAUAAAUUGAUUUCAAGAAUUUUAUAUGCAUGGUCUUGGCGAAGGAUUACAUCAUUUGAUCGGUAUCUGGGGGAUGCAUAAAAAAUGUUUAUUUAUUAAAAUGUGCUUUUUUUUCUUAACUUUUCUUCUAAAAUAAUACUUACUCAUAAUUCUCUAAGGCAGCGGUUCUCAACCUGUGGGUCGCGACCCCUUUGUGGGUCGCGGGACCCUUUUCCAGGGGUCGCCUAAGACCAUCUGAAAACAUAUAUCCUUACAGCUAUGAAGUAGCAACGAAAAUAAUUGUGUGGCUAGGGGGUCGCCACGACACGAAAAAUUGUAUUAAGGGGUCGCGGCACUAGAAACAGACCUGUUUACUCUUACGAUUUUAGCGUACAAUGUACGAUUUUGAGAUGUCUUUUACGAUUGUACGCCGAGACCCGCUAAAACUAAGAUUUUCAAAGGCCGGGUGGAAAAAAAAUUUCCAUUUUUUUUUCUCCGUUUGUUGAAGUUUUCGCCCUUUCUAAUAAAAAUCUACUGGUGAAUGGAACCAGAGAAACGAUUGGUUGUAAUUUUUUUUAUUAAAGUUGGGACCAUCCUUCAUAAUAUUAUGUACACACUGAGAGGGGAGGUGGAGGUUGUUGAUUAAGGACAUUUCCGGCACACGGGACGAAUGGGUGGGGGGUUGGUCGGAGUGUCACAGGCUAUAAAAAAUAUCACUUCAAUGCAUCGUAUUGAUGGUGAUGAUUGCCAUACUGAUGCUUUGUGUGUCACGUGAUGAUUGCCAUAUUAAUGCUUUGUGUGUCACGUGAUGAUUGCCAUACUGAUGCUUUGUGUGUCACGUGAUGAUUGCCAUACUGAUGCUUUGUGUGUCACGUGAUAAUUGCCAUACUGAUGCUUUGUGUGUCACAGGGAACUAGUGAGCUGCGUCACCGGUAAAAGGUAUACUAGUCGCCCGCCCUAGCGACCGCUUCACCACCACCCCCCUUUGACUGCUACCCAGUGUGUGACGUAGUUUUGUUCCCUUGAACUUGAACCGCGGCAAUUGUGAAAACGGAGAAAACUAGAGACGAUAUGGUUGUUACAAUAAAAUACAUGAUCCCACUGUUCUGCACUGGAACGUUGGAUGUGGACAUAUUUUAUAAGAGCUAGUCAGCGGCAUUUUAAAAAAAAUAUUUGUAGAACUCGCAAAACAGCUCUUCACCCUCAGCCAUCGUAAUACGUCAUUUUGGUAUCACUACUAAUACUACCCCCCAUCCCACCCCUUUUAUUAAUGGAAAAAAAUCAGGCGACGGCUCAAUUUUUUUCCCCAGUAAUGAGGGGGGGGGGUGGUUCUGCCCCGGUGGAAAUAAUGACGUCACCAGCACGGAAAGACGAAUUACUGGACUGCAGUGUGUUAUCACUGUCAUGUUCAAUUUUACAACUACAGGGAUCUCUUUGUGAAAAACACAAAGCAUUAGUAGCUUAAAGGAGUAGGCCUAUAUGCUUACUGCGAAAUAUUGUGGUAAUAUUUGUAUAGCCUUAAUAAUAAUAAUAAUAAAAGGCCUAAUUAGAAUUCACUGAUUUCACGGAUUUUCAGGUGACAGUUGGCUUUAUAAGAGACUGUCAGGAUAAUUAUUGUAUGCAUAAAUGUAGGUGCUGUCUAUUGCCCCACCCUUCAAUCAAAUCUGUCGUACGCAUCCUCAGCGCGUACGUAAUACGUAAUAGUUAGAUGGCCCUUUGUUUCAAGUUGACCAGGUGCGGCUGGUUGGGGGGGGGGGUAUAAAUAUUUUUGUAAAAUGUUUUAAUGUUUAUUUUGCGUACCAGGUAUGUUAUACAUGAAUGUCCCCUUUUCCAAACAGCUUUGGGUUCGAAUUUGGCUACAUUGACGGACAUGCACAUUGCCUAAUUUUAAUGUUACCAUUAAUGGAAUCAGCUAUUUUUUUUUUAUUUUCGGUCCCCUAGUUUAGUUUACUUAGUGAGUAUUUUACGAUAUGGCCCCCGCAAAAAGAAAGGCACGCGAAACCGAUGAUAAGAAGAAACUUCUACUUCUACCGAUAAACAUCAGUUUCAACAAAAGAUAAAGAAAGUUUAUAUUCUCGCUUAAAUCUAGGACACAAUCUACUGUGUUCAGGUCUUCAUAGAAGGGUCCAUCAUACGCACACUGCACAUUCUGCAAGUCGGACUUUUCAGUAGCAACCAGAGGCAAAAUGAGUGGUGUGGAUCUCGGAGAUAGCGUGUAUGGUGCGGGUCUAAAUAUUUAAAUCAACACCGUAACCCACAUUUUCGUAAUUUCAGGUUGGGGGGGGGGGGAUGUUCCUUCACAGAAAAUACAUAUGCGGUAUUUAAAAAUACUACACUAUUCAUCCCGAAACUCUAAAAGUCCUAAACUACCACAUUUAUAUCCCGAAUGCUGUAAAUCGGGUUUAAAUAUUUAAAUCAACACCGUAACCCACAUUUUCGUAAUUUCAGGUUGGGGGGGGGGGAUGUUCCUUCACAGAAAAUACAUAUGCGGUAUUUAAAAAUACUACACUAUUCAUCCCGAAACUCUGAAAGUCCUAAACUAGCACAUUUAUAUCUCGAAUGCUGUAAAAUACCAGCCAACGUUUAGCAGGAAUUUUCGUUGUGAUGUUGUCAAGAUGUAUUUUCAUAAAUGAACUCGCUAGCUGUACCUAAACUCAGUAGUAGAGACAUUGCAGUAAUGUUUAGUGCACCGAAUGGUCAGCGCGCGUGCGACGUAUAUUUCGGUGGGCUACGCCAGUGGUUCUAAAAUUUUUGUUUGCCUAUGCCACACUACGUUUUCACCAGGCUCCCUGUGUUGAAUUCUAACAUGUAGCUACAAUUCGAAAUAGCGAAUACGCAAAUAAAAUAAGGGUAGGGUAAAAAUAAAUAUAACGUGUAUGGAGGUCACUGAGCGCCAUCUGGAACUGCAAACAGCGGUUGCUUAGUGGGUUACAGUUUGCACCACGACCGAAAGUUGUCACACUGGUUUAAACGUGGAUAUAAAAUAAUGAAUUUGUAAAAAAAUAUUUCGCAACGCCCCGAUGAGGAAGCCGCAGCUAACCCCCUUGCCCGAGGGCAACGAGCACACAGGGCGAUGUGGCGUUUAUUCUGGGAACCACUGGGCUGGCCGAAUCACCAGUGGUGAAAACCCGUGUCAUACUUUGUUUACUGUAACAUCAUAAUAUACAACGGAUUUUUUAAAGUUUAUUGGGGGGGGUGGGGGCUGGGCUGCUGUUCUAAAGCUCACUGUACCGUACACACACACACAAAAAGUGGUGGGGGGGUCCCAAUUUGUUACUGGGUAAUUAAUUCUUAUUUUAAUACAUUUUAUUUUAUGCUUAUCUGAAGUCAAGUUUGAACAACGUUAAAUUUCAUCGGUGACUUUAUUUUGACCUGUGACAGACUGGGAUAAUGUGAUCAGCACGUUAACCCAAAUAUUAAUUGACAUGCAUUAGCAGAUACGCGUCUGCAAAACAAAGUGACCGCAGUUAACGGCUAACGUCAGUCAUCUACUGUUAACCUACAGUUCCAUAUUUUGACGCCAGCUUAACUCGAUUCCACUGAACACGCUAUAGGAGUAGUUAUUGUAUACAUUAUAUAUACUGUAUUUUUAUUUAUUUACUAUCAAAAUACUGCAUUGUACGAUUUUAGGAGUUUGGGGGUAAACAGGUCUGUAGAAAGGUUGAGAACCACUGCUCUAAGGGAUAAUAUGAUGUAGUAUAUGUUUUCCUUUGAAAAAAAAAUUUAUUAUUUUUUAAAAAUAAUUUUGACUUUUUCUAGCAAUAUUGUUCCUUGAAUGAUAUGUUGCGUACAAAAAGUCAUAACUCUUUUAUUUAUGAGGCUGUUCUUUUGAAAUUUGAACAUGUUUGUAGUAUUGAACAGAUUCUAAUAAAAUAUCAAUUUUAUUGAUAUAUUUGGAAACACUUUUUUUUCCUUCUUUGUAAAAAUGUGAUGUUAUGUUUUUGUCUACUUAAAAAAAAAUUUGUUGUGCCGGUGCCCAAAAAUAAUUUAAAAAAUCAAAUUUAGCAAGGAUAUUUUGAACAAACACCAAAUUUAAAUUAAAGACCAUCCAAUUACCUUUAAAAUGAUGUAUAAUACUUGUAAGUAGCUACAAAAUUACAGCCAUGAGACACAGUGAAGAAUAAGAUACAUGCAAGGUCAUUAAAAACUGGAAAAAUCUACAUUCUUUAUGAGAGUUAAGGCUUAACUAAUAUAACCUCCAUCCAUGACCUAAUCAUAAAGCUAAUUUCUGUGAGAGGCUUUAUCCUGUGUAAUUCUAAAAUAAUCUUAGCCACAAUUUGUUAGGUGUUUGAAUGAGUGUAAAACCAAGGCAGUGAGUGUGUAGUGGAGGCAAAGGUCUUACUAAUGAUUUCUUUGCAUGAUUGACUCUUGAGGGAAUGAUUGGACUGAUUGAUUAAUUAGUGUUUCACAUUUGGGUUGUAAUCCAAUGGGAGGGCAGUUUAACUAUAAUGGAGGGCUAAAUUGUCUGAGGGGCAACAGAGUUGGUUAGGAGGUAACCUUCUUAAACAAUCGUUAUGCCCUGGUAUCACCCAAGUGUUUUUUUCCUGUAUCCAACUGGUCUUCAGAUCAUUUAAAUCAAUCCAUUUAAAUAAUUGAUUUAAAUCUGACCAAUAAAAAAUUAUUUAAAUUUUAAAAAUUGAUUUUCAAUAUAUUAUUAAUCUAAUCUAUUUAUAUUUAAAGACACUAGCUAAAACUAAAAGGAACUUCUGUUUGGUUUUUAUAUUUUAUUAGUCACAUGAUAAAUUAUUUCUUGAUGUAUAAUUAUGAUGGCACAAUUUUAAAAUUGGCUUUAUUUUUAUUCAUUUAAAUUUUUCAGUUAUUAGAAAUGGACUUGGGGUUGAGAAAGCUGAAAAUUUAGUUUUUCUAGUCAAAUUAUUUAAUCAGAAAGUUUUGGUAAAAUGGAAUGACAUUGACAAAUGACAAUAUUCUAAAAUUGAUAUUCAUAAUAAAAAUCUGAACCUGAAUUGAAAUUUUUAUUCAUAUUGAUUAUAUUAGAGACCAUAUUAUUUAGACUAAGUCUUUCAUUGGUUAAAAGUUUUUCAAAUUGUGUUUUAGUUGUUUAAAAUUGCAUAAUCAUUUUUUUUUUAUUUUAAAGAAUAUAUUAUUUAUAAAUCAGAAAUUUCAGUUUGGGGGAAAAGUCUAAAAAUCCUUGUGAAUGGAUAUUAAUUUUAAUUAAUAAUUUUAAUAUUAACGUUAAUUUAGUUAAAAUCCAAAACAUUGAUUUAAAUAAUAUUAACUAUUAAUUUCGGUUUCGGCGCCGAAAGUGGCCAUUUUAUCACUUUCGGCCAAGUUUCGGUUUCGGCCGAAACUGAAAAGUUAACUUUCGGCUUAAUUUCGGUUUCGGCCGAAAGAGAAAAGUUAACUUUCGGUUUUUCUUCGGUUUCGGCCGAAAUUGACUUAGACUUUCGGCCAUCUGGCCGAAAGUGACUCAGGUUUUCGGUCAUACUCAGCGAAAGCGAUAUUUAACAACAAACUUAGGGACAUUUAAGAACAAAUUAAGCGAUCUUUGAAAACAAACUAAAUGAUAUUUAACAACAAACUAAACGACAUUUAUGAACAAACUAAACGAUCUUUAAAACAAACUAAGCGAUCUUUAAGAACUAUCUAAGCGAUCUUUAAUAACAAACUAAACGAUCUUAAAGAACAAACUAAACGAUUUUUAAGACCGAACUAAAUGAUCUUUAAGAACAAAACAAAUGAUCUUUAAUGAUUUAUAAGAAUAAACUAAGCGAUCUUUAACAGAAAACUAAAUGUUCUUUAGGAACAAACUAAAAGAUCUUUAAGAACAAACUAAUCGAUCUUAAGGAACAAAAUCAAUUAUCUUUAAGAACAAACUAAGCGAUCUUUAUGAAAAAACUAAGCGAUCUUUAAACAAACUAAGCGAUCUUUAAGAACAAACUAACCGAUCUAUUACAAGCAACUGAAGAUCUUUUACAACAAACUAAAACAUCUUUAAAAACAAACAAUGCGACCUUUCAGAACAAAUUAAGCGAUCUUUUAGAACCAUAUCAGAACAGCAAUUUUUAGAGACACGGUUUAAAAAUCUAAUAUUUUGCAUUAAUUUUGCCCCCCCCCCAUUUUUUCCAACUUUUCUUCUACCAUACUAAUUUUAAAAUAUUGUAAAGCAAUUUAAAUUACUUUUAUAUUAAAAUGGUAAAAUCUAAAGUAUUCAUUAGAUCGAGGGUCUCAAACUCAAAUCAUCAGGGGGCAGCAGGAGGUAGUGUCUGAAUGAGAGUGGGCCGCAUCAAGUAAUCCACAAAAAAGCGAUUACAACUGUUACAAUCUGCUCAACCUUUAUAAAUAACAAUAAAAUCAUUAAGGGUUCUCAAGAACUAGGAUUCACUUUCAUCCACCUACUCACUGUUGCAUUAAAAAAUAUAUAGAAACAUUACAACAACAAAAAAAACAGAAUUAGACUAGUCGGUGAGAUUCGACUGACACCGUCGCGGAGAGUCACGCUAUAGCUAUGAGAUUGGGGGAAACGGGCCGGCACAUUUACACUAAACUUUUCUGUCCUGUAGCGGGCCGCAAAAUAUCGUCUUGCGGGUUUCAGACCCCUAUAUUAGAUGUUUAUUUAUUAAUAUUCACAAUUAUCUCAUUUUUAUAAAAAGAAUUUAAAUAUUUAUACUUUCCCACAUCAUUUUCGAUGUAUGCAAAAUGUAUGCGGGAACGAAUUUCAAAAUAUCUAAAUAUUUUAUUUUCGGUUUCGGCCGAAAUUCAUUUUUAACUUUCGGCCUUUUUUCGGUUUCGGCCUAAAGUCAUUUUAAACUUUCGGCCUAUUUUCGGCUUCGGCCGAAAUCAGAAAAUCACUUUCGGUCGGCCUCUAGUCUACAAGAAUAUUCCAUUCAUCUCAGUCCUGUGCUUUCCAGGCGUAUCCCAUACUUUGUGUGUCUGCCUCUAGCUUGCGUCUCAAUGUAUUCUUUGGCCUUCCUUUUUUUCCCUGUGGAUUCCUUGUUACAGAUUGUCUGGUAAUUCUAUCUGGGGGGUUUACGAAGAGUGCGCCCAGUCCACCUCCAUCUUUACCUUUUGGUGUCUGCAGCAAUAGCCCUAUGGUAUGUCCUUUCAAUUAUGUCUUUGUUGCUGAUGAUGUUUGGACCUUUCUUGGGCAAGCGUUUAUGAAGUUCUGUACUUUUUACCUGAAGCUCUCUGUUGUUCUCCAAAUUUCAGCUCCGUAGAGUGGGAUUGUUUUGACAUUUGUGUUGAAAAUUAUGACUUUUGUUUGCAGAUUCAGCUCCUUUGGCUCCCAUAUUUUCUUUAAUAGCGCAAAAGCUGGCCUUUCCAAUUCUAGCUCUGACAUCAGCUUUGGAUCCACUAUUUAUGUCAAUGGUUCUGCCCAAGUAUGUGAAGGUUUCCAAUUCUUCCAGUGCAUUUCCUGCCAAGAAGAUAUGCUCUUGGUUAGUUGAGUUUAGCUUUGUCUAGCUUUUAAUUAUACUGAGUCCAGGCUGUGCUAAAAUGGUGGCUCUGGCUAAUUCUUUUGUCUUUUCCUUCAUUUGUUGCUGGUUGUAGGACAGAAGUGCAAUGUCAUCUGCAAAAUUCUAGGUCAUUCAGUUGUUCCCAGGUUCUCCACUGUAUCCCAUUCCUAUUUUGUCGGUGGAUUCUUUCAUUAUCCAUUCAAUGGCAAGGAUGAAAAGGGAGACAAGCAACAUUCAUGUCUGACACCUGUUUCCACUUUAAAGGCAAAGACAUCCUAAAAGAAUUCUUUUUAAUACUUUCAGUUAUAUUAUUUUUUAUCUUUAUAAACAUUAUAUACUUCAAAAUCUAAAGAUAUCCUUUUUAAAAAGAAAAAAAAAUUAAUUUAAUAAAUCCAAUUUACAUCAAAUCCGGUUUAUUUAUUUUUGGUUAAAGUUAAAUUUUGACUUUAUCAACCCUGUGGUAGGGGGCAUAAUAUUAGUAACACAUGCAAUUCCAAGUCAGUUGUGACGAACCGGGAAAAUUAUGUUUUAGUGACUCGUGGAUUAAAAAUCCCUCAGCAAAUUAAUUGCAGAUUAAACUUUUGUAAACCCAAAAAGAAUACACUUUUGUCAAGUUAAUUUUAACUGUGCCUUUUUUAAAUCAUCUUGAAUUUUCUAUUUCCAGUUUUGUUCCAUCCCAGGCUGAUAUUUCUGUAUAUGAAGCUCUAGGCAAAGCACCAGCAGCAAAUUUAGCACAUGCACUUCGUUGGUACAAUCACAUAACAUCAUAUCAAAGUCAAAAAGAUAGGUAAAUUGUUUUUAAGGCUUUUUUUAAGUAGUUUGCUUAAGUUAACUAAAAUAAUACAGCAUUGCCAGUAGCUAGUGUGGAGAAUUUAGCACAUCAGAAUUUGAGGUCAAUUAAAAUCAUUUUAGUUUUAAUAUCUUUAGACACCAAAUUAUUUCAGAUGUUUUCUAUAAUAAUACAACACAUUUUAAUAUCAAAGUUUAAUAUGUAUCUACAGUUUACCAGGUGUUAAGAAACCAGUUGGUUCAUAUGGCCCUGCUGGAUCUGCCCCAGCGCCUGCAGCUGCAAAUGCUGAUGAAGAUGAUGAUGAUGAUGAAGAUCUCUUUGGUUCUGAUGAUGAAGAGACAAAGGCUCUUAAGGCUAAACGUCUAGCUGAUUAUGAAGCCAAAAAAGCCAAAAGUAAGUCUAAGCCUUACAUUGUUUCUUAAAUCUGGAACUUAUUGUUGUUACAUUUGUUUUCCCUUUAAAUUAUUGAUUUAUUGUAUAUUAUUUUAUAUUGGGCUGUUUAGCCAAUAGUGAAUAAGCAAUAUUUAUUUUUUAGUCGUAAUAAUUAUACAUAGGCUUUUAACCAUGACAAUUAUGAUAUAUUUCUUUGCUCUUUUUUCCAGAACCAGCCUUGAUUGCUAAAAGUAACAUCAUUUUAGAUGUUAAGCCAUGGGAUGAUACAACUGAUAUGGAUGCCAUUGAGAAAGCUGUUCGUUCUGUUGCAACUGAUGGUCUACUCUGGGGAGCCUGUAAGCUGAUCAAAAAAUAGAUUUACAAAAUAUUUAUGAAUAAACAUUAAAUCUUUGGGUCUUUUUAACAUGGCAGCAAAAUUAUAUUAUAAUUAAAAGUGAUGGCACAAGUUCUUGCUCAGUAAUGUCACUUAUUUCAGAUCAAAAUAUCAUUUUCACCCAGAGAAAUGAACAUUGUAGUUUCUUAUUUGAUGACAUUAAAUUUAAAAGCUGAUGCAACUAUUUCUGUGGUCAUUGUAAUGUAAAACUGUGGUACCAUACCCACAAAAAAGUGUUAAGUUCAUUAUCCAGAACUGUGAGCGGGUACAAAUUAUUUCAUUAAUAGAUGCAAUUUUAUUUUUGUAAUAGCUCAGAACCAUAAAAAAUAUUGAUAGUAUUUCUAGAGAUUAAAAAUAUUUUCAUGUUGAUCGUGGACAAAAAAUUAAAUGUCUGAGGAAAAAAAUAGUUCAGAUAUCAUUUUGUUUACCCUGGCAUUUCUUUUGGUUAAGCUUUUGUUAAAUUGUAGCGUUGUUAAAAUUAGGAUUUGUAUUAACAUCAUAAAGCUUUAAUUCUUAAUAUGAAUUCUUUAAACUUAUCAUUAAUCCAAGUUUUAGCACAACAGUAACUAUCUGGAGGGUUCAAGGGAAAAAACAAUGAUGUCAGGUUUUGAGAAAAAUGGAAAAUAAAGUUUGAAAAUUCCUCAUGGAAAUAUAAAAAUGUCAAGGAAUCAGAUAAUAUAUGGAAAAUUGAAAGUCAUGUGUUCAGUUUCACUUUGGUCACAUUUUUUAAUGGGUUGAGUGAAUAGUGUAUAUAAUUUUAAUAAUAUUACCAACUUUCCACCCAUAUAUCAUGCGUAAAGUAUUUUUAAGUAAAUACCAAGUGUCAUUUAAUUAUUGAAAGCAAAAUUGUAGAAGUUAAAAAUGACUAUUUUCAUGUGUGGUGUGGUUUCCACCACUUAAUAUUUGUCUUAUAUCAAAACUUAUUGUCUACCAUAAUAUAAUAUUUAAACCAUUUUUUUUUUCCUGCAGCCAAAUUUGUUCCUGUUGGUUAUGGCAUUAGGAAGUUACAGAUUAGUUGUGUUGUUGAGGAUGACAAGGUAAUCUUUUGUUAUCAAGUUUUAGCCAUGACCAAUCUGAAUAUAUGUAAUUUAUACUAUAUUAUAGAGUGCAGAUGCAUCCUUUCGGGGCAUAAUUAAGUGAUGUUAAGUCAUAAAUCCUUUAACUUUAAUUCCUAGUGAUAGUUUCUAUUAUUAUUAUUUAACUAUUUAUUAUUAAAUAAUGUAAAAUUUUGAAAUAUUCUUGGUUUUCAUCCGCUAUUUCAAAUCUAAAAAAUUGCAUUACAUUAAAUGCUAUUGCCUUAAUAACUGUAAGUUUGCAAGAAAUUCGUUUUAUGGUUUACUAGCUAUUACCUGCGGCUUGGCUCACAUGGAUUUUUGUGCACUAGUUGUUGAAAGUACCAUAACAUGCUUAUCAUCUGAAAUAUAAUUUACAGGUUGAUGUCUGAACAUAACUAUGAAUGCAUCCAAUCCCAUUUUAACCCCAGGCCCUUAAUAAGAAUUUCCUUAUUUAUAUCAAAUAAAAUCUGAAUCGAAAUAAAUGUUUUAAUUAUGUAUGUAUUAUCUUUGGGUUUUUUUUUUUAAUAUGUAUCCUCAUAAAUUGUCAACCACCACCCUCACAUUACAUUCUAUCAGACAUGUUCUUUUUACUUGCCACACUAACACAUUUAUAAUAAAUAUUGUAUCUCUUUAUUGCAGGUGAGUGUAGAUUUCUUGGAAGAAGAGAUCACUAAAUUUGAAGACCUAGUACAAUCUGUAGACAUUGCUGCAUUUAAUAAAGUUUAGUAAUCCCUUGUUGAAAAAUUCCCCAGUACUUCAUGUGAAACAAACUAUUUUUGUGAACGUUAAAAGUUAAAAUAAAAUCAUGUGGAAGAGUUAAU
Messenger RNA from Lymnaea stagnalis (great pond snail), 14135 nucleotides. The record is from the annotation of a GenBank genome assembly. Lineage: Eukaryota; Metazoa; Mollusca; Gastropoda; Lymnaeidae.